AUGGCGACCGCGCGCCUGGCUGCCGCCGGGCUGAGGCACUGGCGGCGGCGGUGUGGUGCCCUGUUGGAGGAGAAGGCGGAGAGGAGAAGAGGCCUCGCCGCCUUGGGGGGAGAGGAGCGCGCGGACGCGGCCGAGCUCGCCGGCGAGGCACGACCGGACGCGGCGGUGUGGCGCCCUGUUGGAGGAGAAAGCGGAGAGGAGAAGGGCCUCGCCGCCUUGGGGGGAGAGGAGCGCGCGAACGCGGCCGAGGUCGCCGGCGAGGCACGACCGGAGGUGCCACGCCUCGCCGGGGGUCAUCUCCGAGACUCCGACGGCCGAAACUCGACGCUCCCCGAGGAGGAAGGUUCUGGUGCCGCCGAGACAGCCCGUGGCGGCGUGGGCGUGGGCGCUAGGACGGCCCGCAGCGUGGGCGCCGGGAAGGCCCUGGCGCGGCGGCGGUGGCGCGGUGGCGGAUUGGCAGCGGGCAGUGCUGGGGAUUGGGGUGGCAAUGGCGCGGUGGGUAGACUGGGCGGUGGCAGUGGCGGCUGGGGUUGGGGUUGGGGGAGGGGUGGUGGGUGCGUGGCGUGGGGCUGGGUGUUAGAUUAG
Panicum virgatum (switchgrass) is the source of this 585-nucleotide messenger RNA. Its product is annotated as acanthoscurrin-2-like. The transcript is spliced from 2 exons. NCBI's taxonomy places the organism in Eukaryota, Viridiplantae, Streptophyta, Magnoliopsida, Poales, Poaceae. The record is from RefSeq and is a predicted model, not a curated record. The coding region runs from base 1 to 585 and encodes 194 amino acids.